CAAAAAAAUUCUGCAGCAUUCUAUUCAUUUGUUUGCGAGCGUUGAAAAAUUUGGUGCGAUACAUAAAAUAACUUUCCAUUUUUUUCAAUUAGAAAUUGUCUUUUUCCAAGAAAAGAAAUGCCAAAAAUAAAAGGAGCAACAAAAAAAAUAAAAACCGACAAAGAAAACAACAGCACUAUUACUAAUAAUUUAAAAAGCACUGUGUAUGAAAAUGAGUUAAGUGAAAACACGGCGACAAAUAAUGAAAAUGUAAACGAAGUCAUUGAGAAUGGUGUUGUUGAUGCCGAAAAGAGUGUAAAUCAAGGCAAGGGACGCGGCAGAAAAAAUGAUAGUACAGCUGCGAAUAAAUCGAAUAAAGGAACCGUAUCAAAGGUAAGAGGUAAAGCGAAGACUGCGGCACCAGCAAAAGCAAAAGCUGAUGUUGUCCACGAAGAUAUAAUGGAAGCCGACGGUGAGCCUGCAUCAUUAACAAGAGCGGAUGAUAGCAAGUUUAAAAAAUUGCCAAAUUCAAAAAAAAUAAAAGCUAAAAAUGAAGUCUCUACAAUUAGUGCAAAUUCAACUGAAAUUGUGAAAGGCGACACAGGUGUUAAAGCCGUUCAAUUAAAGGUCAACAAACUAAAUAAAGGAGGCGUGGAAAAAAUUUCGAAAUUUAAUUUGAAUAUAGAGGAAACCGCAGACGUCAACGGCGGCGACGAUGUUGAACAGACCACCGGAGAAAUUUAUGAAAAGGCAAAUAAAAAGGGUUCUCGCAAGCGGAAACAAGCUUCCCAAGUCGAAGAAGAAGUACAGCUGGAAGACACCGUCGAAAAACCUGCAACUGUCAAAGUCUCCAGAUCUAAAAAAGCUGCAAUCUCGGUUCUUGUUAAUCAUGACAUUCCAGAAAGCCAGCCUCCGAAAAAAACGAAACGAAGCUCGAAGAUAAUUCUUGAAGAAAAUAAAACUUCUGAGAGCACACAGGGAAUUGCAGACCAGCAGAGAGAAACAGCGGAAAAACCUACUACUACCAAGCGUUCAAGAAAACCCAGCGUUCUUGAAAACACGGCAAACGAAGAAGAACGUGAGAACGUUACCAAAAAAAAAUAUAAAAAGGCCAUAAGUGAAGAAAAGAUUUCGAUUGAUCCUAGAAAGCAAAAAACGUCUCGUAAGAAGACCAUCGACAAGACAGAAGAUAUUCCAAAAGCUUCUCAACAUGAAGUUGCCGAAGAGAAAAAAGUAGAAGAGGCCGCGCCAGGCAAAAAAGGAACAGCGGGUAUUCGUAGUCGUAAACGUGCCGCGCCGUCAGAUAAGAAAGUCUUAUCCGUUGCUGAAGAAGAUUUCGAUGGGGAUAGCAAUUUGAAUGAGGAUGAACCAAAUGGCUCUAAACCCAACAAGAAAAAAAAGACGAUCACCUCUACUAUAGCACCUCUAAAUAGCACUUCCACAACUUAUAAUAAAGGUGAUUUCGAAUUACCACGGUUGGAUGCAAAGGAAGAAAGCAUUGCUUGCAGAUAUAAUUUGAAAAUUUCAAGUUGGAAUGUGUCUGGUGUAAGAGCUUGGUUGAAAAAAGAUGGCUUAACAUUUUUAAAAUACGAGGAACCGGAUAUAUUUUGUAUGCAAGAAAUUAAAUGCACUAUUGAUCAAUUGCCAGAAGAGUUGGAACGCAUCCCCGGUUACCAUCCUUAUUGGUUAUGUAAACCGGGUGGUUAUGCCGGUGUAGCCAUUUAUUCAAAAAUUAUGCCCAUCAAUGUGGAAUAUGGCAUUGGUGACGACGAAUUUGAUGGUAACGGUCGCGUCAUUACUGCCGAAUAUGAAAAAUUCUUUCUAAUGAAUGUCUAUGUGCCGAAUUCGGGUAGAAAAUUGGUUAAUUUAGAGGCUCGCAUGAAAUGGGAGAAAUUAUUUCGGGCUUUCGUGCAACAGCACGAUGAUCGAAAGCCAAUUAUCAUAUGCGGUGAUAUGAACGUGUCACAUGCAGAAAUCGAUUUAGCUAACCCAAAAACCAAUACACGCAAUGCCGGUUUCACUAAAGAAGAACGCGAGAAAAUGACUGAGCUCUUAGCUUUAGGCUAUAUAGACACCUUCAGACAUUUCUAUCCAGAACGUAAGGGCGCUUAUACAUUUUGGACUUAUAUGGGUGGUGCCAGGGCACGCAACGUUGGUUGGCGUUUAGAUUACUUCCUUGUAUCGCAGCGUUUUUUAAAAAAAGUGGUAGACAAUUGUAUUCGCUCUCAGUGUAUGGGGAGUGAUCACUGCCCUAUUACAUUGUUCUUGAAAUUGUAAGCUGAUCAAAUAGAAAUAAGAAUUUCAAAAUAAGCUCACUUUCGAUGUCUAUCACCACAUUAUCAAACAUUUCUUCAACAAAAUCUAAUUAACAAAAAUGGAAAAAUCUAUCUGUUGUCAGUAAAAGCUUCAGAUAAAUAUGUAAGAUUCUUCUGAUUAAUGUUAAAUUUUCUUAAUAUUUAUACUUUAUUAAAAAAACAACUUACAUUUUCUUU
This is a messenger RNA of Glossina fuscipes, 2471 nucleotides long. It is a transcript of the gene Rrp1, whose product is annotated as recombination repair protein 1. Gene Ontology annotation, biological process: base-excision repair. The record is from RefSeq and is a predicted model, not a curated record. The coding region runs from base 118 to 2256 and encodes 712 amino acids. The transcript is spliced from 5 exons. Gene Ontology annotation, cellular component: nucleus. Gene Ontology annotation, molecular function: double-stranded DNA 3'-5' DNA exonuclease activity; endonuclease activity; DNA-(apurinic or apyrimidinic site) endonuclease activity. NCBI's taxonomy places the organism in Eukaryota, Metazoa, Arthropoda, Insecta, Diptera, Glossinidae.